AUGUUUAAGAAAAAUCCAGAACCGAAGGCUUCUGCCAAUAUAAAAUCUUCCGAAAGAAGGAAACUUUUGGCCAAUAUUUGUAAUAUUUACAAUAUCCCACAAGAAAAAUUGACAAAAGAGGCAGAACUUGCCAUCCUUCCAGCUGUAACCAAGCAAGCUACAUUCAAGAGUCCACAAGGAUUUAGUGGUACCAUAUAUUUCAAUGAAGAUGAAACCCCUACUUGGUUUAAAUCCAGAGACUCGCAAGUUUUCCCCUCUGUAUUCACCGCUUGGAGAGCUCCAUUCAUUGUACCAAGAAUAAAGACACAUCCACAUGUCAUUGAAAUUUUAUCUGGUGGAGCUGACUUGAUGCUUCCGGGAUCGAUCCCACCAUUUGAUCUGCGUGCAACUAAGGGGUGUGUAGUUGGAAUUGUCGAUAGUGCAAACCCAACUGUCAUUAAGGCUAUUGGUAGAUGUAAGAUGAAUAUGACUCAAUUCGACUAUGUUAUAGGGAAAACUGGAGUUGCAGUCGAGAUCUUCCAUUCUCUUGAUGACGAAUUAUAUAAAUUGAACAAGUUUGUAGAUAUUCCUAUUCCUAAGGAACUUGAUAUAAACGUUCCAUUGGUGGAAGAAGAGGAAGACAACGAGGAAAGAGGUGAUGAUUCAGAAGAAACUGGAAGUAAUAUAACCUCUGAAAAUUUUGAACCUGAACCAGAAGUUGAUAAUCUGACAAAAUCUAAAAAGGAAGAAAUAAGUACUGAAUCUAAUGAUGAUCUUGGAGAAACCAUUCAAUUAACCACUGAUGAAGUUGACAAUUUCUUUAAAAGAGCACUCUUCCAAUCAAUUCAAAAGGAUGAAAUUGUCCUUCCAAUGACAUUAUCCAACUUUAUGUCUAAUCAUGUGUUGAAAAAUUUACCAGCUGUUCAUCCAGACUUGUGUAAUAUCAAGAAAACUUCAUGGAAAAAAUCAUCUAAAUAUUUAUUGGCCAUGGAAAAGGAAAAGUAUUUAUCUACUAAACGUCAAGGUAAAGACGAUUUGGUGGUUGAAUCAUUGAUUCCAAAAUCUCAUCAAUUAAUCGCUACAUUUGUUCCUCAUAAAACAGGAUCACUGGCACCUAAAAAGGUUGAAAAAUCAAAUAAAAAGGAUAAAUCAAAUGAACUCUCAGUAGUGUACCUUUACAAGCCUACAAGUAAUGCGAAGGCAUUUUUCAAUUCCAUGGGAAGCAAUGUAUCCGCUAUGUACAGCCCUACACAAAUAAGAUCUUUAUUUGAGAAUUAUGUCAAACUUAAAGAUUUAGCAAACAAAAAGAAUCCAAAGCAGGUUGUUUUGGAUGAUACUUUGAACUCAAUGACAAAAUUGGGAUUAGGUACAUAUCCAAGAGAUAACGUGUAUAAGGCUAUCCUUUCCCAUUUGUCUCCUUCGUAUGUUAUCUUGAAACCUUCGGAAACACUUGAAAGUGAUGGUGUAAAAGCUGUUAAGGGAACUCCACCAAAAAUUUCAAUUAUUACCGAAAUGAAAAUUGGUAGAAAAAUCGUUACUAGAGUUGGUAAUUUCGAGCAUUUCCAUAUUAAACCACACUUAUUAUCAGAUGAACUUAAGGUGAAAUGUUCCGGAUCCGCAACAACAGGUCCAUGUGUUCAAAAUCCAAGUAUUACUGAGGUUACAGUUCAAGGUCCUCAUGGUAAAUUAAUCACUGAAUUACUUACACAAAAGGGUAUACCAAUUUCAUUUAUAGAGUUUGAAGAUAAGGUUAACAGAAAAAAGCGUAAAUAG
Messenger RNA from [Candida] anglica, 1752 nucleotides. The record is from the annotation of a GenBank genome assembly. NCBI's taxonomy places the organism in Eukaryota, Fungi, Ascomycota, Pichiomycetes, Serinales, Debaryomycetaceae.